Molecule: messenger RNA, 3951 nt
Organism: Indicator indicator
Lineage: Eukaryota; Metazoa; Chordata; Aves; Piciformes; Indicatoridae
Gene: TBC1D4
Product: TBC1 domain family member 4
Exons: 21
Coding region: 1-3861 (1286 amino acids)
Source: RefSeq, a predicted model, not a curated record
AUGGAGAAGCGAGGGGAGAGCGAGCCAUUCUCCCACCCCCUAGAGCCGGAGCCCGAGCCCGAACUGCAGCCGGUGCCGGCGCCGCCGCCUGGGGAGAAGCGCUUCAGGCUGUGGUACGUGGGCUCGUCAUGCUUGGACCGGCGGACCACGCUGCCCAUGCUGCCCUGGCUGAUGGCCGAGAUCCGCCGCCGCGGGCAGCGGCAAGAGGCUGGCGGCGCUCUGGGCAGCGGGGUGCCGGCCCGAGAGGUGCUGCUGCUGCUGGAUUCGCCUACCCUGCGCUGCGUGCCCGCUGGACCCGGCAGCCCCAGCCGCCCCGGCAGUCCCGCGCCCGCCGUCUUCAUCUUCGAGCACAAGCCACAGCACAUCUCCCGCUUCAUCCACAACAGCCACGACCUCACCUAUUUCGCCUACCUGGUCAAGGCGCAGCCCGACAACCCCGACUCCCCCAUGGCUUGUCACGUCUUUCGGGCCACCGACCCCAAUCAGGUUCCUGAUGUCAUCAGCAGCAUAAGACAAAUCUCCAAGGCAGCACUGAAAGAAGAUGCCAAGCCAAGUAAGGAUGGUGAAGAUGCCUUCUAUGACUCCCAAAAAUUUGAGGUCUUGUACUGUGGAAAGGUAACAGUGGCUCACAAGAAAGCUCCCUCCACACUAAUAGAUGACUGCAUUGAGAAAUUCAGCCUUCAUGAGCGCCAGCGUCUGAAACUCUUAAAUGAGCAGCGGAAUAAUGAGUCAAGUUUGGAUUUACCCUUGUGUGAAGGAAAUACACCAACUUCUCCGCUGGAUAGCCCGUUUGAAGAGCUGGAGAGCCCAAAUAACACUACAGGGCAUGCCGCAAUGUUUACAAUUGGCAGCCAGACCAACUUGACCAACCUGGCCAGCACGCGUGGCUCCUUUCCAGAGCGAAUUUUAGAGGACUCUGGCUUUGAUGAGCAACAAGAGUUUCGGUCCCGGUGCAGCAGUGUCACUGCAGUUAUGCAAAGAAGAGUUCAUGACAGCAACAUGAAAAUACAGUCACGUAGAAGACAUGCAAGUGCACCCAGUCAUGUUCAACCUUCUGAUUCUGAGAAGAAUAGGACAAUGUUGUUCCAGGUUGGAAGGUUUGAAGUUAACCUUAUCAGUCCGGACACCAAAUCUGUUGUGCUUGAAAAGAAUUUUAAAGAUAUCUCCUCAUGUUCUCAGGGUAUCAAACAUGUUGAUCACUUCGGUUUCAUUUGCCGGGAAUCUGUUGAACCUGGAUUAAGCCAGUAUGUUUGCUAUGUGUUCCAGUGUGCAAGUGAGUCUCUGGUUGAUGAGGUAAUGCUCACCCUAAAACAAGCCUUUAGCACUGCUGCAGCUCUGCAAAAUGCCAAGACGCAGAUUAAACUGUGUGAGGCCUGCCCAAUGCAUUCAUUGCACAAACUUUGUGAAAGAAUUGAAGGACUCUAUCCACCAAGAGCCAAACUUGUAAUUCAGAGACAUCUGUCGUCACUAACUGAUAAUGAGCAAGCAGACAUUUUUGAACGUGUUCAGAAAAUGAAGCCUGACAGUGACCAGGAAGAAAAUGAACUUGUGAUCUUACAUCUACGCCAGCUCUGUGAAACUAAGCAGAAAACACACAUUCACAUUGGGGAAACACCAUCGACCGUUUCUAACAGUGCGAUUCCAGAAAGUACCACAAGUGGUGGCAGGUUUAAACUUGACAUUCUGAAGAACAAGGCCAAGAAAUCCUUGACUAGCUCUCUGGAAAAUAUCUUCUCAAGGGGAGCCAACAGAAUGCGAGGGCGCCUGGGAAGCAUGGACAGCUUUGAGCGCUGCAACAACCUUGCUUUUGACAAAGACGCUUCGCCAGGUGAUUCCCCACCAGCUACUCCUCCGGCAUCCCCUGUGUCCUCAGCCUGGCAGCCGUUUCCCGAGGAAGACUCAGACUCCCCCCAGUUCAGGAGGCGUGCGCACACCUUCAGCCACCCCCCCUCCAGCGCCAGGCGGAGGAUAACCUUCCAGAACGGGAGGUCCCAGAGUGUCCGGUCCCCGCUGCUGCGGCAGAACUCCGUUGAGGCGACAAGUCCUAUUGCGGUUCGGCGCGCUCUCAAUGAGAGUCAAUCUGCAUCAUCUGGUCUCCCCUCCUCUGUCUCUGCCCCUUCUUUCCUGAAAAGCUUUUACCAGGGCUCAGGAAAGUUGCUCCAGCACUCAGAAAGUGACCUUUCAAAAAGUGAUGGGGAGGGAAAGAAAAGAACAUCAACCAUCUGCAGCAGUGAAUCUCUAAAUGCUGUGGGGGCCACGCUCACACCUCGCCGCAUAUCCUGGCGGCGGAGAAUAUUCCUGCAGGUAGCUUCACCUAUGAAUAAAUCUCCUGCCAAGAUGCAGCAUCCAGAUGAUCAUGAUGGAAGUGAAUUAUUACCAUUAUCCCCUCUUGCUCCACCCCUGGAGGAGGACCCUCUUGCUCUAGUACUGCAAAAUGAAGAUGGUCCAGAUAAAACUGGAGAGAGGAAAAACUCAGAAGAACUACAAAGUCUGUGGAGAAAAGCCAUCCAUCAACAAAUUCUUUUGCUUCGAAUGGAGAAAGAAAACCAGAAGCUGGAAGAAGCAAGCAGAGAUGAACUCCAGUCAAGAAAAGUGAAACUGGACUAUGAUGAAGUUGGUACAUGUCAGAAAGAUGUCAUAAAUGUUUGGGAAAAGAAGUUAAUAAACUGCAGAGCCAAAAUCCGAUGUGACAUGGAAGAUAUUCACUCCACUUUGAAAGAAGGUGUACCAAAGAGUCGUCGGGGAGAAAUUUGGCAGUUUUUGGCUGUGCAACACCGAGUCAGACACAGACUGCCAAACAAGCAACAGCCUCCUGACAUCUCUUACAAAGAACUUCUGAAACAACUGACAGCUCAACAGCAUGCCAUCCUUGUAGAUCUAGGACGGACAUUCCCUACACAUCCUUACUUUUCUGCUCACCUUGGAGCAGGACAGCUAUCACUCUUUAAUCUCCUGAAAGCAUAUUCUUUGCUGGACAAAGAAGUGGGUUAUUGUCAAGGUAUAAGCUUUGUAGCUGGAGUGCUGCUUCUACAUAUGAGUGAAGAACAGGCCUUUGAAAUGCUGAAAUUCCUCAUGUAUGACCUUGGCUUCCGGAAACAGUACAGGCCAGAUAUGAUGUCACUACAGAUUCAGAUGUAUCAGCUUUCAAGGCUUCUUCAUGAUUAUCACAGAGACCUGUAUAAUCAUCUUGAAGAAAAUGAGAUCAGUCCCAGCCUUUAUGCUGCACCAUGGUUUCUUACACUGUUCGCUUCUCAGUUUCCGUUAGGAUUUGUAGCCAGAGUAUUUGAUAUUAUUUUUCUUCAAGGAACAGAAGUCAUAUUUAAAGUAGCACUGAGCCUGCUUAGCAGUCAAGAAGCUUCUAUAAAGGGAUGUGAAAGUUUUGAAAACAUUGUUGAUUUUCUUAAAACCACUAUUCCAGAUAUGACUCAGCCUCAAAUGGAAAAAAUUAUUACUCAGGUGUUUGAGAUGGAUAUUUCAAAACAACUCCAUGCCUAUGAAGUUGAAUAUCACGUUCUUCAGGAUGAACUGCAGGAAAAUGUGAAUCCCUGUGAUGAAGGUGAACCCCUGGAGAAGCUGGAGAGGGCAAACAGUCAUCUGAAGAGACAAAAUAUGGAUUUGUUGGAGAAGCUGCAGGUUGCUCAUGCUAAAAUUCAGAGUCUGGAAUCCAACCUGGAGACUCUUUUGACUAGAGAGAACAAAAUGAAGACUACAAUUCAGUCCCUGGAACAGGAGAAGAUAACAUAUCAAAAGACACUUGAGCAGAUAAUAAAGUACUUGCCAGAAGAAGCAUGGUCUGACUGUGAACUACUCCUGAAGGAAGUCAACUACAAUCCAAAUAAUAAAAUAAGGAGUAAGCCAUAAACCAGGGUAUUCUAGGCAGCAUUUCUUCGAAACAAACAAAACAAAACAAACAAAAAGGGGGGGCAAGGAAAUAAAAUGAUUAUGCUGCUU